Paramecium tetraurelia is the source of this 717-nucleotide messenger RNA. RefSeq lists its product as uncharacterized. The record is from RefSeq and is a predicted model, not a curated record. Lineage: Eukaryota; Ciliophora; Oligohymenophorea; Peniculida; Parameciidae. Gene Ontology annotation, cellular component: mitochondrial matrix. The transcript has 4 exons.
AUGAUAGCAAAAAUACCGCUAAGAGUUGCCAGAACUCUACUUCCUAUGAACUAUUCUGGAUUGAGAUUAUACAUUCCGGAAUCGAUAAUAGAGAAAAAUCAUUUAUAUCAACUUAUUGAGAGAGGAAUGAUAUUUGAAACUAUGGUUUUAAAGAGUACACAAUCAAAUUCAGAUUAGACCGAAAUUAACGGAUUUAAGGUCCAAGAUUUGGAAGAUGACUUAAAAUUAGAAUUAAGUAAAACAGUAGAAAAUGUUUAAAUUUUAAUUUGCAUUGAAUGUUUGAAGAAAGAGGAAUCCUUUGAUGAGGAAUAAUAAGAAACUCAGAAAUUUGCUGUAUUAAAUUAGACUGAAACUCUAGUUUAGAAUUUCUAAACUCUUUCCUUGAAUCAUAUUCCUUUUAGUAUUUAUCUAACUAAGGGAAACGGAUUGGUUUCUUGUUACGAGUGCUCAGCCUACAGAAGCAAGAUUCAAAUCAAUAUGGUCUAGAUAAUUGAUGACAUCGAAGAACACAAGCAAAUUCCCAGACAGGAAAGAGGAGUGGCGGAGUAUGUUGGAAGGAAUCAAAUUAUAGAUGAUACUUAAUAAAGGGAAAUGCUAAAUUAUCUUAAGUCCUUUGGAAUAGACUCUGAACUUGCAUAGUUUGUGGAGAACCUACAAAACGAUCGAGAACAGGCUCUGUAUCUGAAAUGGUUAUAAAACAAGCUCAAUUCUCCAUGA